UGCAGACUCUCGUCAUCAUACUGACGUUUCUGGUCUUCGAGCAGCAGAUGAAGCUGACGUUAGUUAACACCUGUCGAAGUUUCAACAAACGGUCAAGCGUGACAUGGAAUUUCCCGACAGAUUCUUUCAAAGCGUACAUGAUGCCGGAGACGACAGCGACGACGACCAUCGAGGCGAGCAUCCAGCACCAUUGCGACGAGGUGAACCGCACGAAGUUCACGCGCGAACGCAAGUUGCAGCUACAGCAGCUUCUCGGCAGCUCGGCGGAACACACGUUCGACUCGCCCACCGACUACAGCGACGAGGCCCACUUGAACGCCACGCCGCGUCUCCAGCAGGACGGCGUUAAAGACGACAGUGGCAUGGACAGCGACGAGGGCUCGUACCGGACGAUGGCCACACUUCACAGCACUCAUGACGACGGUGUACUGACGGACAGCGAGUGGGACAAAGACGAGGCUGUAUAUAGUGUGUCGUUAACGACAGCGAGUACGACUACAACGACCAUGACGACGGGGUACCGGAAGCCGAUACAAGACAUGGUUGAGAAGUGGUACACGAGCAAGGUGAGAUGCGCGCAGCCCGACGACAGCGACUACAUGACGGCAGACCCGCUCUUGCUGGGGGACACCGUCAGUGUGUUGCCGGGCCUGCGUCAGACUCACACUGCAGACAGGAUGACGCCUCCCGCCAAACAGCACGUACCGAGAGGCCAGGAGGCGCUGCAGCUGUUUGAUCCGGUCAAAGUUAAGAAACUCCUGGACACCAACGAUCAGAAGUACUCACACACGGACAAGCCAGACCAUCUAGAAACAAGCAUAUUGCUGCUAACAAGAGAACACGUUCCCAUGACGCACUCUACAAGAGAGUACAGUUUUUAAUAAUCGAGUGCAUUUCCAUGAUGCACCGUACAACAGAGUAUAGUUAUUAAUAAUUGAGUGCAUUUGCAUGAUGCACCGUACAACAGAGUAUAGUUUUUAAUAAUCGAGUGCAUUUCCAUGACGCACUGUACAACAGAGUAUAGUUUUUAA
Messenger RNA from Gigantopelta aegis, 1031 nucleotides. RefSeq lists its product as uncharacterized. Lineage: Eukaryota; Metazoa; Mollusca; Gastropoda; Neomphalida; Peltospiridae. The coding region runs from base 48 to 881 and encodes 277 amino acids. The transcript has 4 exons. The record is from RefSeq and is a predicted model, not a curated record.